AUGACGACAACGGUGCACGUCGACCCAAAUACGCAGACGAGAGAUAGAAAGAGGUCUAUCAUCCGUCUCGCCGUCCCUCGCCUUCCACUAGAACUCUUCGAGCCUAUCAUCGCCCACAUCUCGGACGUCCCCACCCUCCUCGCACUCUGUCUCUCCUCACAGUUCCUCCGCCACGACGCCGGACACUUCUUAUACCACUCUCCCACCUUGUCCACCCCAACAGGCGACCCGAGAAAGCACGACACCAACACCACCUUGCACAUCCGGUUCCUCACUACCAUCACCCAUCCGAGGAACGAGCGCCUUGCGGCGUUGGUCCGUGUGUACCACUCAUACGAGAUCGUCCAGUACCACGAGCGUCCGCUCUGGCCGCUCCUCGUUCAGGGUCUGCGGCGAAUGACGGGGCUGAAAUCGUUGGCGUUAAUGUGUUUCGGGGGCCAUCCGGCCGCGGAGGCCCUCGAAGGCUGUACGUUCAAGUUGCACGAGCUGCAGUGGCUCAACCAUUCCGACGAACAGUGGACGGACUCGGAGAUUGAUGUUCAUCCUGAAGCGUGUCCGGAGCUGUCCGAAUUCGUCUCGAGUCGCACAGGAAUAGAGAAAUUUCUGCUGGGGCAGAAGGUGGUGAUGCUCGCGUGGGUCCCGAAAUGCGACGACGAACGACGCCGGAGUACCCUAGAGGUCUGUGUAUGGGAGGCUCUUGGCGGAGUACGAACGUUCUCGUUCGGCGGGUUCUACACGUGCCCUCAUAUGAGUGUUGUGGCACCGUGGCUGAGAAGUGUGGAGGUAUUGGAGCUUGUCGGGCUGGUUGAUGGGGAGUUGGACGUUCUGCCGCAGAUACCUAACCACCGGGAGGUCGUGCUAUCCUUCAAGUGGAGCUCUUACCGCCUCCCGAUCCCUCUGAAGGAUCGUCCACGCACUAUCCAUCGCCUCUUCAGCCAAUGCGAGAAGCUGGAGGUGGUGAAUAUCGCUCACAGCUGGUCGAAGACGAGGGUGAUUUCGUACGAGCGCAGACCUUUUGAAGUGAUCGCCUUCAUUGAGCAAUCUGGCUUCCAUCUCACACGACUUACGAUUAAGCCGAACCGAGGUUUUUGGGGUAAUGAACACGACACCGAACAGGUCAUAAUAACAAUUUUGGAGCACACCCCAACCCUGAUGGAGCUCAGUCUUAUCAGGGUACCCACCUCGGACGCUCUCUUUGAGCGUCUUGGUGCAUUCGGAGAAGAAUCCGUGUCAGCUCCCAAUGAAGUACGGGCCUCACCAUUCCUUCCCGUCCUCCACACCCUGCUCAUCGAAUGCGCUAUGACCUUCUCGUGGAUGUCCGUAUGUGCCAUAUUUGCCCCAAAUCCCACACCAUGCCGCCCGCACUUGAAGAUAUUCCGCCUCGUCCUGCCUGCGGAGCUGUUCCGGAACACCACCAUUUCCCUGUCACUUCCCAAGCAUGAGGCACAAUUUCUGAGAGACGCACGCAAGAGGUUGGAUGUGGAGAUAUCAAUCAGUUCUGGAGUCGAUUUGCUUCUUUACGAUGAACCCGAGGAAGAUUGA
Messenger RNA from Cyclocybe aegerita, 1542 nucleotides. Lineage: Eukaryota; Fungi; Basidiomycota; Agaricomycetes; Agaricales; Hemipholiotaceae. The record is from the annotation of a GenBank genome assembly.